Molecule: messenger RNA, 5705 nt
Organism: Pygocentrus nattereri (red-bellied piranha)
Lineage: Eukaryota; Metazoa; Chordata; Actinopteri; Characiformes; Serrasalmidae
Product: desmoglein-2-like
Exons: 14
Coding region: 181-3639 (1152 amino acids)
Biological process (GO): homophilic cell-cell adhesion
Cellular component (GO): plasma membrane; desmosome
Molecular function (GO): calcium ion binding
Source: RefSeq, a predicted model, not a curated record
GCCCGUGACGUGCAGUUCCCAGCCCAGGGUGAGGGUGUGUGGUGAUGGAGAGAGAGUAGACCUCCUUCAUUUAUCUUCAGCUCUCUCUCUCUCGGCGUUUGACGGUUGGACUCGACUCUACUCGGACUAAAGUGCUCGCGGACGGCAGCUCGAGGGCCCAGGAACCCCGCUCUUCCGGACAUGGCCCGGUCUCUGUGUACAGCAGCUCUCGGUCUCUUCUGCUUCGCUUUAUCAUGCGUGAGGGAAGCUGAAGCCAGAGCAGACUUUUCUGUAGCCCUUCAUCGGCAGAAGAGGGAAUGGAUCGUUCCUCCGCAAGUUCUGGAGGAGAAUGUGGACUACACCAAAAAGGAAUUCAUUGCUAGAAUUCGCUCAGACAAAGAUGACGAUGGAAAAAACUUAAUAACCUAUGCCUUAAGGGGCGUUGGAGCAGACCAGGCACCCUUCAACCUGUUUGUUGUGAUCCCUAACAAUGGUUAUGUUCAGAUAACUGGUAUCCUGGACCGAGAGAUGAUUUCGCAGUACAAUCUCUCUGGAAUUGCUACGUUCAGAAAUGGCACAGUGGCAGAGAAUGACAUUCAGCUUAGGAUAAAAGUGAAGGAUCAGAAUGACAAUGCACCCAUCUUUCCUGCCACUAUCUCGCCAGGCUCUGUGAAAGAACUCAGCGCUGUAGAUACCGUUGUAAUGAGGGUUUUAGCCACCGAUGCUGACGAACCUGGGAACCCCAACUCUCAGAUCCGCUAUGACAUAAUAAAUCAGGACCCUCCAGGGAACAUGAUGUUCAAGAUUAAUUCCAAUGGAGAAGUGCUGGUUAGCAAUCCUAACCUAGACAGAGAGAGUGUUGAUCACUACACACUUACUGUAAAAGCUUCAGAUCUCAAUGGGGCCCCUGGGUGCCGCACAGGAACAGCAUCGUUUGAAGUCCUGGUCCUGGACGUAAAUGAUAAUGUCCCAACACUAGAAAAUGAAAAUUAUGAGGGCAGUAUUGAGGAGAACACAGAUGGCGUAGAGGUGAUGAGAAUCAAAGCGAAAGAUCUGGACAUGGAGGGCACCGAUAGCUGGCUGGCCAAGUUUGACAUUGUGUCAGGGAAUGAAGGGGGGCAUUUCAGCAUUUACACUGAUCCAAACACCAACGAGGGAGUCCUGAUGCUCAACAAGGCUGUGGAUUAUGAGGAGGUCAAAAACAUGAAUCUGGGCAUUGCGGUGUCCAACAAGGCUCCCUACCAUCCCUCAGUGACAGGAGGUGCAGGAACAAUUGGAGUGGUGAUCCCAGGAGCUGUUGGUGGUAGUGGUAGUGGUAGUGGUAGUGGUAGUGGUAGUGGUAGUGGUAGUGGUGGUGGUAGUGGUAGCGGUAGUGGUAGCGGAGGAGGAAGUUCAGGAUCAAGUUGGAGUACUGGAGGAGGGUCUAUUGUACCAGGAAGCCCAGGUACCCUUGGAAGUGGUAAAGUGUACAAUGUGAACAUCAACGUAAAAAACCAGCCUGAGGGUCCACGCUUCAACCCCAAAGUAAAGGCAAUCCCCCUUUCUGAAGAUGGCAAGACGGUUGAUAUAACGAAAGUCAUUGCUAAGUACCCUGCCCUCGAUGGAGAUACAGGGUUACCUUCUAAGAACGUCAGAUAUGUCAAAGGCGCUGACCCAGACAACUGGCUGUCCAUUGAUGAGAAAACAGCUGAAAUUAGACUAAACAAAAUUCCAGACCGGGAAUCUCCACACUUGGUCAAUGGGACAUACACAGCCCAGAUCCUUUGCAUCAGUCAAGACGUACCCUAUACUACAGCUACAGGCACAGUUGCCAUCCAGGUGGAGGACUUUAAUGACCACUGCCCUACUCUGACGAGCCAGGCACAGACUUUGUGCACCAACCAGGAAGCCAUAUAUGUCACUGCAAUAGAUGAAGAUGCUCCUCCCAAUGGAGCCCCUUUCACUUUCAGCAUAGUUCCUGAAAAAACUAAGGGAAAAUGGAGUGUGGAGCACUUAAAUGAGACAACGGCCAUCUUGAGAACUCAUGAAAGUCUGUGGCCGGGUACUCAGGAAGUGACAGUGGAGGUGCGUGACCAGCAGGGGGAGGCAUGUCCAGAGCCACAGGUGCUAAAACUGGAUGUAUGCACCUGUAAUCAUCAUGGUCUAUGUGGUGCCCGUGGGGCUCAACAGAAGGGCUCGGUGCUUGGCAAAGCUGGAAUUGGUCUGCUUCUCCUGGGACUCCUUCUGCUCUUACUUAUCCCACUUUUGCUGCUCUUCUGUCAAUGUGGUGCAGCCGCUAUGGGAGGAGCCUUCGCUGAUAUGCCCUUUGACACCAAAGAGCACUUGAUCGCCUACCAUACAGAAGGACAGGGAGAAGACCGGGAUAUGCCCAUGCACCUCACUGCACCAGAGGUUGAUGGUGGAUUGGGCAACAUGGCACCUAAAGGCACCUAUUGGCCUGGUGGGAACGGUAUAGAAGGAGCAGGAGCUGGUUACCUGCCGUCUGCAGGCGAGGAUGGCUAUAUAAUAAGAGAGGAAUUUGACGAUGAUGGAAUGGCUCUCUCAGAUGAUUUCUUGAAUCUGUACUACUCACGUAAGAGUCAUCAGCUGGAUGUCACGGCCAAAAAUGCUCUGCUGGUAUAUGACUAUGAAGGUCGGGGUUCACCAGUUGGUUCCAUUGGCUGCUGUAGUCUCCUUGAAUCGCACAAUGAUCUGGAGUUCCUCAACGACCUCGGGCCCAAGUUCACCACUCUCGCUGAGAUAUGUGGAGGCACAACAUUCACAACAGAGGUCUCAGCCCCUCCUCCCUCUAUUCCGAAACCCAUCGUGGAACGCUCAGAACCAGUCUCCAUAGAAACCAACAUUGUCAAUACUAUGAAUGUUCCUGCUAGGCCUGCACCAUUUUCAUCCAUGCAUGUGGAGGAGAAUGUCAUGGUUACCAACAGCCAAGCCUCAGUAGUGGCUGACAGGAAGCCUGCUCAGACUCUGAUUGACAUGAAGCCUGCCCAGACUUUGAUUGACGUCCAGCCAGCACAGACCCUGUUGGUGCAGCAACAGCCUCUGUACUAUGUGGUGGAGCCACAAGUUUCCAGCACCGUGCUGUUGGCCGAGGGGCCCACCGUUGGAUUGGGACAAAGCAUGUACAUGCUGAACGGUGCUCCAAUGGCUGAGAGAGUUCUAGUCCAGGGCACUGUUCCUGCACAAGGCACGAUAAGCAGAGGAGACAGAGUGAUGCUGCUGGAGACAGGUGGAGGAUCCACCCAGGCACUGAACACAGGACUGCUGCAGACAGCUAACCUAUCUGGUUCGCAGCUCCUGCUGGUGGAGAGGGGAGCACAGGGUGGGCAGUACCUCCAGGGGACACUGCAGAGAGGCGGAAUUGCUGGCUCUCAAGGUGUAAUGGUAGUGGAAGGCCAGUCAGGCCCCAUGAUGCAUGGAUCUCUGCAAAGAGGUGUUGCCACAGGUGGGUCUCAGAACAUGCUGUAUAUGGAAGCGCAGGGUGGGCCAUCAGGAGUUGUUCAUGGAUCACUGCAGAGGGGCAUGACCUCCAGCGCAGGGUCACAAAGCGGGACUGUGGGAUUGAACGGAAGCUCCAUCCAGAUAAGCAGAGUUCCAACCUCCUCACAGAAAGUGGUCAUCCAAGAGAAGAAGGUUGUGUCAACUCAAAAAAGCCCCCUGUAAAGAUGCAUGGAUAAUAAAACCCCUCAUUGCAUUAACUUUCUAUUGACCUGGAAAGAUUUUCAACUUUCUUUUAUCUUCAUUACACUUUGCACAUUGCAUACUUGUCUUUGAAUACAAGUAACAUCUAACACUUUUUCAGCUUUAUUUGAAAGGAUUGUUUUUUUUUUAUUAAGGUUUUAAUUUGUGAACUUCAGUAGUGUACGUCAAUAUGGUUUUGAGUGUCACAUUGCAAAGAGGGCCCUUUUGAAUCUUUACCAUUAGUCAUUUGCCAGCACUUUUAAAAUAUACACGGGUCAGCUUCCAUCAGUAGCUUCAUAGGCUCCAUGUCCGUAUCCUAUAUUAAAAUCCACACAAAAUGCAUCCACAGUAAUACUAGUGUUUUCAGUUGAGGUUCCAGAAAACUGAGAUAGAAAAAGCAGCUGUGCAAAGUCAAUAUUUGAAUUAAUUCAAAUGAUUAAUUAUUUGACUUCAAAAAUUAGCAGUAGCAUCAAAAGCACAUUGGAUAGUGUAGCAGAGUGUGUAAGCCUGGGCAAACAGAUAAAGCAGUGGACACAGAAAAUUGUUUGAAUAUAUCAGUUUUGGACUUUCAAAAUGAUAACAAAACAUUUAUUAGAAAGAAUAUGAUAUGAUGAUAAUGUGUGUUUUUUGUAUCUACAAGAAUCUGUUUAGUGUAUUAACAUUUAUUUUAUAGAACAUUUUAUAGUACAAAUUAAUUGUUAACAGAAUAGUCCAUUUUAUCAUUCGGUGCUCAAAAAAUUUGAUUUUCUUAAAAUCGUGUCAAAAUAAAGAUUGUUGUUGGUUGUGCCAUGUAACACUUGAAAUUAAACUUAUUACAGACAGAAGCUUUUCAAUUAGUUGAAUGUUUUAAAGCUUCUCUGUUUUGCCUUAAUAUUUUAUUAUUUCAAAUGUUUCAAAUGUAAAAAUAUGACAAACUGUUUUAUGUAGAAAUUUAUAUUACUAAAUUACCCUUUUUAAUAGCUAACUUAGUAUCUGAUUGUAGGAUUGGAUGGUUUUACUACCUGAGCUUUUUCAACUUUGGGAAACUUAAAUGCCUACAUUUUAUUUUGAUGUAAUGUAUUUAUUAAAUUAUGUAAUAGGAAAAUAAUAAUGGACAUUGGUAUAGAUGGCAUAUCGGUAUCUAAAUAGGCCAGAUAUCAGCAGAAGAUGCUAGAUUGGUUAUUGGAGGGAAAGUAAGAAUAAAUCUAAUCCAUUAAGGAAGCUAAUGACAAAUGGUUUUAGAUUUAAGUGGGCCUUUUAUUAAAUAAACAAUUCUAAAACUAAGUUCUGAAGUCUAUUCUUAAGCUAUCGUUCAGUGUUUUUUACAGUGACAGAGACUACCUUUCAGUCUGUCCCCAGCUUUAACUUUUAUUCACUGUUUUCAGUUUGGGCAAUUCAGUGCUUUAUAUAAUGUCUUGGUUCUCAUUUAAAAACUCAAAAUAACUCAAACUGCAGCCAGUUGGUAUUAUUAGUUACAUUUUAUUAAGAUUUCACUACUUAAAAUUGUAGGUCUUUGUCUGCUGAGUGAAUUUUUUUAACUUCUUUGUACUCUUUGCGCUUUUCACUGUGGUGAGCUCAGAACCUGAAUAUCUGGAUCGCAACGGCUGAAGUUAUUUACACAUCGCACUACUGACACUAAACGUCAAACGAUACUAAAAACUGAAUUCAAAACCAAGCUUGAACGCUGGGAUAAUGUUACAUGGCUUUUAGGGGGUUACUUGUGCUUUUGGAGAAAUGGGUUCAGUUUGCUGCAUGAUCCUAAAGAAUUUUGUAUAUUUGCUGUACAACUGGACCAUCAUAAAGGCAUAACUUUUUUUUUUAAGGGCAUACUUCUUGGACUUAAGGUACUUCUUGUUUUUGUAUGUGCAGAAUAUCAAAGAGUACAAAAGCAAAAAUAAGUACAUUUUCUAUUGUAAGCUUGAAUGUACUCUGAUAUACACUGCCAUUUUUCUACUAGAGGGCCAAAAGGUAAUGUCUGUAUUUGUUUUUGUUUGUGGGUAUGUAGAUUGUAGGUGAUGUUUUGCUUAUUAUACACUGGAAUACCAAAUAAACAAUAAGUAAAUAAAACA